CCUUUCGACUUCAGAAAUAAGUCCCGCGUGCUCCUCUCUGGGCGGCCAGGGGCCACUGAGCCACGCCUCGCCCCGCCCGAGCCACACGGAUACUUCUCCAGACCAGGAGAGUCUCCCAGCAUGGCUGCCAGCAGCUUGAAGGUGCUGAAGUAUGUGCUGUUCUUCUUCAACCUGCUGUUCUGGGUCUGCGGCUGCUGCAUUCUGGGAUUUGGCAUCUACCUGCUGAUCCUGGACACGUAUGGGGCGCUGAUCCAGCAGCUGCCCUCCCUCACCCUGGGCAACGUGCUCAUCAUCGUCGGCUGUGUCAUCAUGGUACUCGCCUUCCUGGGCUGCAUGGGAGCCAUCAAGGAGAACAAGUGUCUGCUCAUGUCGUUCUUUGUGAUCCUGCUACUCAUCCUCCUGGCAGAGGUGAUCCUGGCCAUCCUGCUCUUCAUGUACGAGAAGAAGGUCGAUGACUACGUGAACACGGAGCUGAAGGACAGCUUCCAGCAUUACCACAAGGACAACGCCACUAAGAACGCCUGGGAUGCCGUCCAGCAGCAGCUGCAGUGCUGCGGAGUAAACAAUGGGACAGACUGGAAUGGUCCCCGCCCGGAUUCGUGUCCUAAAGAAACUGACGUGCAGGGCUGCUACCAGCUCAUCAAAGAGUGGUUUCAAGCCAACUUCCUCUACAUAGGGAUCUUCAUCAUCUGCGUAUGUGUGAUUCAGGUGCUGGGGAUGUCAUUUGCGCUGACCUUGUACUGCCAGGUGGAGAAGACCAGCAACUCCAUGUCACUGUAACGUAACCCUGGAGACCCGGUUCUGUCCUGGAGCUGGGCCACUGCGGAGCCUCAGGGCCUUGGCGGCCGCUUCCUCACUAACAGCUCCUGUCCCUUGUUCCGCUCCUGUCCUGCCUCCUCCUCCCCCUCCUCCGCUCCCUUCCUCCAAGAGCUGCCGAGGUUGCUGUCCGGGCCGCUGCUCCCAGCCCUGGCCAUCGGCUCUUCCCCAGGCUUCCCACCUGGGGAUUGAUAGAUGCUGGAAGCCACCGCCCCCAUACGUGACCUUGACGGCCCAGGGAGGAAGACCAGAUGUUUUAGUCUGGGUCCUGGGAUCCCAUGAGACAGGGCAGACGCAUUAGGAUACCUAGGAAGGCCAGGUCAGGCCCCUCUUCUGACUCCAACUCCCAAUUCACCUCACAGCACUUUUUCCACCCCAACAAACCCACCUCCUCUCUCAGACCCUACGACCUCCCUUCCUCCUUUGGUUCCCUCUGCCCCUCCCUUAACCCCGAGCCAAUAGGACCCCCUCAUAUUGCAGACACUGGUGGGGUGGGGUGCGAGGGAAUCGGCACCACCCUCUUCCCUGGGAGUCCCAACCAUGAAGUUGCCACAAGGCGAUGCCAUUUUUAGGUUGUUUCUGUAAACUUGUCAUAUUUCCAAGAGGAAAUUGCUAUUCAGAAUAAUCUCCCCAGAGACCUCUUUUCUUAAUUCUGACUCUUGUCGCCUCCCAGCCCCUCAUACAGACUUUGCCAGAAGCCCUAUUGAUCUGCUUCUGUCUUUUCCCUGGGUGGCAGACCCCCAGAUCUCACCGAAGCAAGGAUAGCUCAAGUCAUCUGCUACUCACAUGUUCUGUUAACCAAGGCUUACCUUGUUUCUUGUUCUCAAACCAAUAAACUUGCCAUUUUGGAGUUCAACCUA
This is a messenger RNA of Ornithorhynchus anatinus (platypus), 1676 nucleotides long. It is a transcript of the gene CD53, whose product is annotated as CD53 molecule. The record is from RefSeq and is a predicted model, not a curated record. Lineage: Eukaryota; Metazoa; Chordata; Mammalia; Monotremata; Ornithorhynchidae. The transcript is spliced from 8 exons. Bases 121 to 780 code for a protein of 219 amino acids. Gene Ontology annotation, cellular component: membrane.